Molecule: messenger RNA, 2068 nt
Organism: Anolis carolinensis (green anole)
Lineage: Eukaryota; Metazoa; Chordata; Lepidosauria; Squamata; Anolidae
Gene: chmp1a
Product: charged multivesicular body protein 1A
Exons: 7
Coding region: 206-796 (196 amino acids)
Biological process (GO): late endosome to vacuole transport; protein transport; endosome transport via multivesicular body sorting pathway
Cellular component (GO): multivesicular body; ESCRT III complex
Source: RefSeq, a predicted model, not a curated record
AACCAACCCCGCCUCCUCGCUUCUGGGCUUCUCGCCGACCCAUUGCGCAUGCGCUGAAGAAUGAGCUGCGGUGGGAAGUGGGAUCCCGCGAGAGUUGAGGCUUCCGAGAUCCGAUAAGCCGGAAGUGGGCGGCAAAGAACCCGGAAGACUUGGAAAGCAAAGUACACACAGGAGCCGGAAGGAGAGGAAAACAACUCAGGCCAGGAUGGACGAUACGCUUUUCCAGUUAAAGUUUACAGCCAAGCAGCUGGAGAAGCUUUCCAAGAAGGCAGAAAAGGACUCCAAAACCGAACAGGCCAAAGUCAAGAAGGCACUUCAGCAGAAGAAUGUGGAAUGUGCCCGGGUCUACGCUGAGAAUGCCAUUCGGAAGAAGAACGAGGGCUUGAACUGGCUCCGUAUGGCGUCCCGGGUGGAUGCCGUGGCCUCCAAAGUCCAAACGGCAGUGACGAUGAAAGGGGUGACAAAGAAUAUGGCCCAGGUGACCAAAUCCCUGGACAAAGCUCUCAACUCGAUGGACCUCCAGAAGGUCUCUGCUGUGAUGGACAAGUUUGAGCAGCAGGUCCAGAACUUGGACGUCCACACUUCGGUGAUGGAGGACUCCAUGAGCUCAGCCACCACCCUAACCACGCCGCAGGAGCAAGUGGACAGCCUGAUCGUCCAAAUUGCCGAGGAGAACGGCCUGGAGAUUAUGGACCAGCUGAACCAGCUGCCCGAAGGAGCCUCGGCCGUGGGAGAAAGCUCCAUGCGCUCCCAGGAGGACCAGCUCUCGCGGAGGUUGGCUGCCUUGCGGAACUAGCACUCCCUCUCCCGUCACAAACUGUCGCUGCUGCCUUGUUUGCCUAUGAUUUUGUGGGGUUACCUGAGAGGUCCUCCUCCGGCCUUCCUUCCCCUUUUCACAGCUCUCUGUUCCUGUGACCAGAAAGAGGACUGAUCCCUCCGACUCCUCCAGGCCUGUUGGGGUCAACACUGGACCGGACCCACUUUGGAUUUUAUUGUGGAGGCAGCUCUCUAGAGAAGCAGCAUCAGUGGCGGAUCUCUGUGCAUGUGUGUCCCUUGGCUUUGGGGGAGAGAAUGGCUGGGAGAAGGGAGGCUGGCUGUAGUUUGGAUUCUCUCCACACACUUCCUAUCAUCCUUGGUUUGGUCCUCAUUGACCAUGAGGAGCACACGGUUCAGACACUACUCUUUUGACCAUUUCACAUUCUUAAGAGGGAUAGGACCCUUCUUCCACCAGGUUUCUUUGUUCUAAUAUCGCUCCUCGUUUGGUUCUCUUAGUGUCAAUUUUAGCCCAGCGCUUUCCAGGAAUUACUUCCCGGUUAAUGGGAAUUGUAGUCUUGAACCUGUGGGGAAGGUAUUGGUGUAUUGUAGAGAUGAGGCCUGUUGAAACUGGGUCUUGAAUGUUGUCUCAGAGGCCUUGGAUUUGCACACCUCGAAGUGACCUUUGAACACCAUUCUCCCUUUGUCUUUCCACCCAACAGACACUAACGUCUCCAUGUUCCUUCUUUUGGGGAAGCCAUUUACCUCCUGUCAUGUGCUCAGCUCUUUUCCUAAAGAGAUCACUGCUGGGAGGGAGAAAUCCUUUUUCUCCUCCUGUGUACAAAAAUGCUUGGGUCCUCUUACUGAGACAUCCUUCUCAGUAAGACAUUGACCUCUUAAUACAGUGGGUGGGAAUAAUGCUUUAUCUUUCUUGCUUGGACCUGGUGAAAAUGUAACAUGAGACAGGACUCUCUUGCUUUUUCCAGCUCAGUCCUAUAAAAUCCCGCCAGAUCUCACCUUGGAUGGGCUCCUUGUCUUCCCAUUGCCAUCGGUCAUCUUCUCUCACUUAAAUAAACCCCUCUUGUAUCUGCCAAGGUCCUGGUGGAAGGUUAUUGUGGGGUCUGAUCCCCCAAGUUGCACUUUUGGGCAAGCUUUUUUCAAGGGGAUGCUGGAUUCUCUAGCUGUCUCUUGGGGGGAAUGGUUGGUCUUCUGUUGCCUUUGUUUUUUAAAAGAAGAAAAAAUUAAAAGUGAACGCUGUCAUUUCUUUGAUGUGGUUUUAAAUAAAUGAAUUAUCUAUAGAACUCGCAUAGACUCA